AUGCCCAACACAUUAUUAUCAGUCAUAUUAAACCUCUCAAUAAGGAAGAUUGGCGGAGGGGGUUUUGGGGAGAUCUACGAGGUGCUGGACCAGCUGAGCCAGGCGACAGUGGCUCUGAAAGUGGAGUCGGCGCAGCAGCCCAAACAGGUGCUCAAGAUGGAGGAGGCUGUGCUCAAAAAGCUCCAGGGUAAGGACCACGUGUGUCGCUUUGUGGGCUGUGGCCGAAAUGACCGCUUUAACUACGUGGUGAUGGAGCUGCAGGGGAGGAACCUGGCCGACCUGCGCAGGACCAUGGCCCGAGGUACCUUCUCUGUGUCGACCACGCUGCGCCUGGGCAAGCAGAUCCUGGAGGCCAUCGAGAGCAUUCACUCUGUGGGCUUCCUGCAUCGCGACAUUAAGCCAUCUAACUUUGCCAUGGGGAGGCUGGCCAGCACGUGCCGCUGCUGCUACAUGCUGGACUUCGGUUUGGCUCGACAGUUCACCAACUCAAGCCAGGAAGUGCGGCCGCCUCGACCAGUGGCAGGCUUCAGAGGAACAGUUCGCUAUGCCUCUAUCAACGCUCACAAAAACAAAGAAAUGGGUCGCCAUGACGAUCUGUGGUCCCUGUUCUACAUGUUGGUGGAGUUCAUGGUGGGCCAGCUCCCCUGGAGGAAAAUCAAAGACAAGGAGCAAGUGGGGAACCUGAAGGAGACAUACGACCACAGACUCAUGCUCAAACACCUGCCCUCCGAAUUCAGCACGUUCCUGGACCACAUCUCCACUCUGGACUACUUCACCAAACCUGACUACCAGCUCUUGACCUCCGUGUUCGACAAAGCCAUGAAGAGCCACAGUGUGCUUGAGAAUGACCCAUACGACUGGGAGAAGUGCGACGCAGAGGACAUGCUCAACAUCACUGCAGCGGCCACCACACAGCAGCUCACCAGACUCACACCCGCAUACUUAGGUAUGGCCAAUGCUUCGGUGCUACCGGGGGAGCUCCAGAGGGAGAAUACAGAGGAUGUACUGCAGGGUGAGAGGCUGAGCGAUGCCGAUAACUGCCCCCCCAUCCCCACUCCCACCACAGCGCCCCCUACAGGAGACAUGUGGGACCACACCGACCGCAACCGCAACCACAAACCAGCAGCGCAGCCCGUCAUCAGGAAGGUGGUGAGUGAAGACGAGCACAGUCAGAACCAGGGGAACCAGUCUCCAAACACAGGCUCCAUACAGAGCUCCCCGCGCCGGGUCCGCUCUGAGACCAUGUUCCUGGAGCGAGCGGCCCCUCUGCUGCGGCGCAUCCGGCACAGUCAGAGCUUGGCCUUUGAGAAGAGACUGGCCCCGGAGCCCAAGCCCACCAUCGAACGCUUCCUGGAGGCAUACCUGGGUAAACAGAGGCCCAUCCUGUUCCACAUGGGAGACAAGUCCAUCCCCGAGAGGGCAGCUCAGCCCGGGGAGGAUCACUCAGGCACUGCCACCGCAGACCCAGAGGACGGUGCCGCCAGCAGCGGCUUUGUGGCCCUCAACCUCAGCCCUGUGCCACAAGAGGGCGACAGUCAGGAGUGGGUCAUGUUAGAGCUGGAGCAGGGCUCUGCAGCCAAAGAGGGGGUGAAGGAGGAUAAACCAGCAGGUGGCGCUGUUGCAGAGACAGAGGCUCCAGAGGGACAGGCCGUGGUCCCCUCCAGUCCCGUCCUGUCCCCUGUGUCCGUCCCUGGGACCUGGCUCCUGGGACAUCGGCGGCUGCCCGGCAUGUUAGGCCACAUGCCCUCAGUCAUCAUGGGCCGGAGCCAAGAGCAGUCGUCCAGUGGAGUGUCCCAGUCCCCAGUACAGGACCGUAGUGACAUCAUCCCCCUGGAAGCUCCACUGGCUAAAUCAGAAGACGAAGAACCAGCUAAAGACAGGGGGAAGAGGCAGGAGCUAACUCCCACCAAGACUCCCACCAAGUCCCCCAUGGCCCACCUGACCCCAGAGCGAGAUCCAGAACGAGACCCAGAGAGCGACUCAGGCCUGCCUGACCGCUCCUCCGAGCCCCACCAGCAGCCCCUCCCUGAGACCACAGGGGGCGCUCUGGAGAGCACAGUCACAGUGUCCUCCUCCCCUCCUCCAGCUCUGCUCAGAAGAAGAGACUCUCCCACCUCUCCCAGACUGAGCCGUAUCCCGGUGCGAGACCCCAGCACCCCUCUGGACUCCCCCAGUAAGGAGCUAGCCCAUGAGAGGCACAAGCGCUGGAGCAGCCCCCUGCACGGCUCCCCCACCCACUCGCCCUCCCCCUCUCUGUCCUGUGAUAACCUGCCCUCUGCCCUGCCCCGGGACCGCCUGUCCUCCGAGCGAGAGGAGCCCCUGUCCCUCAGCUCCAGCUCAGGCAGCAGGAGUAAGAUCCCUCGGCCCGUCAGCGCCUCCUUUGUGUCGGAGCAGCUCAACACCAAGUUCAUGCCCAGACCCCCACCAGGCCGGCCCCCAGUGAGAACAGGGGCUGACAGCAGCUACAGGAGGCGUCGUCUCCGGAUCCGAGCGUCCAGCACCAGUGACGCAGACUUCCUGUCCAGUCUGACCGCUCUGGUACAGGACAGGGCGGGGCUGCUCCUGAGCCCCCCCCCCCGCCCUCGGAGCUCCUCCUCCUGCCUGCAGCGCUCCCUCAGCGCCUCCCCUCCACCCCCACCCAGCGCACGCACCUACCCGGGCUCCCCGCCAUCCCACGCCCAGGACAGAGGCUCUGCAAUGGGGGCACAGUGGGGCCCCAGCUCCCCUGGCAGGAGCCCAGGCCUGGAGGUGAAGGCCAAAGCGGGCCGGUGAUGAGGUGGCUGGCAUGUGUACAGAGCAGUAUUAGCAAGGGAAUGUACUGUAUGAAAUGUAAAAUGUACCAUAAACUUAUUAUAAUUUAUUUAUUUAUUUGGUGUUGGCUGCGUCUCUUACAAAGUCUCCCCUCCCGCUGCAUUCAUGUGCUGUCGGAAACCUCAACACUUUUAACAGACACGAAAACACUAAUCAAGAAGAGCCACUGUUCUGCUGAGCAGCUGUAGCUCCAUGUGUCCUCUCAGACUGAAGUGAGCCUCAGGAGCUCUGGGUUGUCCAAAGCUUUAUCAUGGAGGGCCACUGUGGCCACUGUUAGAGCCGUGCCAUUGUUGAAUUUGAAUCAUGAUUUCACGUACUCCUAUUAAUUACAAAAGUGUGUUCUGAAGGACACAGACAGGUGUGUGUCACAACCCCAGUGUGUGCUGCCACCUGUGCUUACAGUUUUAGACAAAGCUCAAAAUGGCAGAGUUUAAAGUAAAAUGUUGGACAAAUGGGCCAGGAGCAGGAGAGUCCUACUUAACACCAGUUAAGUUUAGUUUAAAAAAUUGUCACAUUUAAGUUGGUUAAUUUAAAUAAAUCUUGAGAUGUCCAGGGAUAAGAUGUUAUCACCAAGUUAAACAAGACUUACUAAGCUUUAAAGGCUUCGCAAGUGCAACUUGGUAAGUCUAGUUGAUGAACUUGGUGAUAAUAUUUAGUUUUUUAGGUUUUUAACACAAAACUAUGGAUAUAUUAGAGGCAAAGUAGGAAGCCAGGCAUUCUAUGAAAUUGUCUAGAAUGGGAUGAGGUGAGAGGGGCAGCUGUCUGAGCAGGGAUGCCCAGACUUCCCUCACCCGGGACACUUCCUCUAGCUCCUCUGGGGGGAUCCUAAAGAUCCCAGGCCAGCUGAGAGACAUAGUCCCUGUAGCUGUAACAUAUACACUAUGAAAAACUCCUUUCACGUUAAACUUUUUUCUUAGCUGCAGACCAUCUUGUUUAAAAAAUCCCCCCUCUUUAACAUACAACACAUUUGUAUAGAAAUCAACUUUUAAAGGUCUUGUCUCAUCUUGCACUUAUUUUAUCUGAAUAUUAUAAAGCUGAUGUUACUUUUUUCAAACCUUUACUCUAUUUUCUUUUUUUUUUAAACUAGAUUUUUGUAACACUAUGUUUUAAACGCUUACAUUGUAUUGCACUUAUCUUUUCUAUGGCAGCUUAUCAAAACUUGUUUUAUGACGUCACAUGAAUGCAGCUUUUGAAAUGAACACUAAGUAUUGGGGAGGAAAAAAAGUUAAUUUUGCCAACGUGACCUCUCAUUUCACUGUAAUUCUCCACUUAGGCCUAAAGCAAGACCAAAAACAUGGAAACAGUAGAUCUACCACUAGAGCAAGGCUUUCCCACGCACUAGGACCAGAACCAUGUCUUCACUAUGACGUCACUGUAAUAAGGCGGUAAUAACACUGCAAUAGGAAACACUAAAGCCUGUGCUGCUGACAUUCCAGGAACAUGCCCUGUUCACACACACAGCCUGACCUGGGAAUGAACCUGCAUUUUGCUAGAACAGGGCCACGUGUGAACGAAGCCACAGCCAUUUCCCUGUAUGUUUGAUCCAGCAAUUACCCAGCUAAAUUACUAGAAAUAACAUAGAAAAACCCUGAGAAACCUGGAAUUUUCCACUGAUCAAUCUCCACAGAGGCAAGCAGGUGACUUAACCAGUCCAAGUUACAGGUCAGAUCUGUGGAGAGGCAAGCUCACUCACACAGGGUAUGUUUUUGAGAUAUUCUUGUAGCAAUAAUGCUCCCUGCAACUGGAUAAUUGUAAGAUGAAUACAUUUAAGGGCAAACUGUGGAACAUUCCAGGCAAUGCAAUAACUUCUCCAUGGAAACAAGUAGCCUCCUAUAGAAAAGUUACACAAUUCUACUUUUUAAGUGGUUAUUUUAAUUUGGUAAAUACAAUUUCCUAUAAGCCACAACCAAAACAGGACUCAUUCUAGACUUGACAGGCUCUGGACAAGGACUUGAUCAGGACUAAACUUAACUAGCCAAAGGACUUGUAAGUGUCCCUGGAAGAAAUCUGUGUAUCUCAGUAACAUUACUUGAAAACUGCUGGGUGGAAACGAUAUGAAAACAUGAAAACUAUGUGAAACAAGCCGCUCUGGAAAGUCAGCGGCACAAGCGGAUCAUAUUUGCAGUCCACACAUCCAUUGGCCAGGCAUGUAGUGUUUUCUGUGUAAAAGUACUAGAGUUCUGAUGGUAGUAUUAAACAGAGGCCUUAGCAGAGGGCCCUGUGAUAGAAUGCUUUCCCGUCACACACACACAGAGCUGUAGACUGGACAUAACUCACUCCUUAAGUAUUGUAAUGCAUGAAGUCACCAUGAUGUUUUUUUUUUAUUGUUUGAUCAUUUCUUCAUUUGUACAAACCGGCCGAGGCAUCUGUAUUUUUAUUAUCUGCUUCUAAAAAUACAACAUCAUGUAGUCCA
Molecule: messenger RNA, 5224 nt
Organism: Boleophthalmus pectinirostris (great blue-spotted mudskipper)
Lineage: Eukaryota; Metazoa; Chordata; Actinopteri; Gobiiformes; Gobiidae
Gene: ttbk2b
Product: tau tubulin kinase 2b
Exons: 15
Coding region: 1-2772 (923 amino acids)
Biological process (GO): signal transduction; cilium assembly; peptidyl-serine phosphorylation
Cellular component (GO): nucleus; ciliary basal body; cytoplasm
Molecular function (GO): protein serine/threonine kinase activity; ATP binding
Source: RefSeq, a predicted model, not a curated record